Guyanagaster necrorhizus is the source of this 1937-nucleotide messenger RNA. RefSeq lists its product as uncharacterized. Gene Ontology annotation, cellular component: nucleus. The coding region runs from base 39 to 1907 and encodes 622 amino acids. Gene Ontology annotation, molecular function: protein binding. The transcript is spliced from 3 exons. The record is from RefSeq and is a predicted model, not a curated record. Lineage: Eukaryota; Fungi; Basidiomycota; Agaricomycetes; Agaricales; Physalacriaceae.
CUUUCCACGACCACCGGACCGACGUCGGCAGUCUCAAAAUGGACAAUGUCUACAGACGCGACCAGUUCGUCAGGGAGGCGCAGUACCAUCGAGAGAUGUACGACUCAAUGACCUCUAUCUCCUCAUUUUCCUCCAGGCCUCCGAUUACUAUCCAGGUACCUCAAUUUAUGUAUACAGGUCCACCAACCUUAGCGCCGGGCGGAGGUGCUGAGGUCUUGGCUCCAGGAAUGCUCAGUGAAGGUUCGUGGAUGGAGAACAACGGGUUCAGCAGCGCCGCGCUAUCUUCGUACUCGACAUUGAAGAAUUACAACACGGUUCUGGCGCCCCAAGACAAGGUCGAGGACAUGCAGCGGGAGUCGCGUUUUGCACCGUUUGACUUUCCAUCCUCGUCGUCGAUGACCUCGCCAGCAUCAAUACCUGUGGCCAGUCCCCAGGCUUCAUUAGCGCAGCCGCCGCCUAUGGCCAUGGUUAUGCCAGUCUCGUCCCAUACCUCACCCGUAACAUUCACAUCAGUCCCAAGCGCACCUUCAGCCCUUGGCCUUCCUGUUUACUCUACCUCAGGUUUCGAUAUUCUCUCUGUACUCGCCCGUGUUGCUACUCGGCCAAACCCCACUGUCACGCUAGGCCCAGUUGACCUUGCAUCAUCUUUCGUUGUUGUUGACGUUCGGCGGCAUGACCAUCCCAUUGUAUAUUGCUCUCCAACAUUUUGCCAGUUGACAGGAUACCCGGAGCGGGAGAUUCUAGGGAGGAAUUGCCGUUUUUUGCAAAGCCCUGACGGUCGCGUCAGAAGGGGCGAACAACGACAGUAUACGAGUAAUGAAGCCGUUGCUCAUCUUAAGAAGAGCCUUGGCGCAGAUAAGGAGUGCCAGACGUCUAUUGUCAAUUACCGCAAGGGUGGAGGAGCAUUUAUCAACCUUGUGACUGUCAUUCCCAUCCGUGGAGGCGUCAACGAUGCACACGGCGACGAGGACGAGGUUGUGUACCACGUAGGCUUCCAGGUAGAUCUGACAGAGCAGCCGAAUGCUAUUUUGGAGAAGCUCAAGGAUGGGUCUUAUAUUGUCAACUAUCCCCCUUCACCCAUGCUACAUCCCCCUGGCGAUCUCCAAACUCUAUGUAUGGGAUCGGCCAAAAAGAACUUCAUACCACCACUAGUUAUGUCCUCACAUCUAAAGUCUAUCCUUCAAUCGGCCUCUGAAUCAAAUAACGAGAAGGCAGAAGACGGAAAUUCUAACCAUCCUCUCUCCCUUUCUCUUCUUUCACAUCUACCUGACUUCUUUCUCGUCGUCUCGCUCAAGGGGGCGUUCCUUUAUGUGGCUCCUGCGGUGCAGCAUGUACUCGGGUACGCUGCCGAGGAGCUAAUAGGAAAGGCUCUCGGCGACAUAUGCCAUGCAGCAGAUGUCGUUCCGCUGAUGAGAGAACUGAAGGAGAGCUCCUCGUGGGCUACGCCAUCGCAUGGUCAAGGUGAUUCGAGCAAGUUUGCAGAUUCAGACGGGAAACCCAAGACAGUUGACCUACUCUUCCGAGCGCAGACUAAGGCUGGCGUGUAUGUCUGGAUGGAAUGCCGUGGAAGACUAUAUGUCGAGCCGGGGAAGGGGAGAAAAGCCAUCGUACUUUGCGCGAGGUCGAGAGCAAUGGCGUCGUUAACUCUAUCCUCUGCCUCAUCUCUAGACGUGGUCAUUCGCGAGGCCGGCGGCUCAGAUUGCGAGACGAAUGGGGCUGGUCAGAAGCUGAGCUCGUCGGGAAACCUCUCGCUGCUGUCUUGGAAGGCAUCGACAGUAUGUUCUAUCGUAGUGGAGGAAGGGGCAGAGGUAGGGCUCGGACCAAGGAUGGGCGGAGUAUCGACGUGCAAUUCUCUCUCUACGGUACUGGCAGCUCACCCGGUGCUGGGGUGGGCGAACCUCCAUUGAUAUUCCAGAUCAUACCUCUGCCUUCAGCUG